Messenger RNA from Colius striatus (speckled mousebird), 3306 nucleotides. Its product is annotated as protocadherin alpha-2-like. Gene Ontology annotation, biological process: homophilic cell-cell adhesion. The record is from RefSeq and is a predicted model, not a curated record. Gene Ontology annotation, molecular function: calcium ion binding. Lineage: Eukaryota; Metazoa; Chordata; Aves; Coliiformes; Coliidae. The coding region runs from base 1 to 3306 and encodes 1101 amino acids. The transcript is spliced from 3 exons. Gene Ontology annotation, cellular component: plasma membrane.
AUGCGGCGGGCAGGGCCGGCGGAGAGCGGAGGGGACCCUGGUGACAGCCAGGGAGUCCUUAAGACGAGCGGCCGAAUGUCGGCUGGGAGCGGUGCGGGGCCCGGGCGGCGGCCGGCGGCGGCGAUGGGCGCGUGCUGGGGGCCGGUGCUGCGGGUGCUGGUGGUGCAGGCGGCGUGGGCGCUGUGCGGCGGUCAGGUGCGGUACUCGGUGUCGGAGGAAGCGGAGCCCGGGACGGUGGUGGGCCGUCUGGCGCAGGACGUGGGUCUGGAGGCGGGCGAGGCGGAGGCGCGGCGUCUGCGCCUGGUGUCGCAGGGCCGGCGGGCGAGCGUGGAGGUGAGCGGGGCGAGCGGGGCGCUGGUGGUGAGCUCGCGGCUGGACCGGGAGGAGCUGUGCGGGAAGAGCGCGCCGUGCGUGCUGCGGCUGGAGGUGCUGGUGGAGCGGCCGCUGCGUGUGUUCCACAUCGAGCUGGAGGUCAUCGACAUCAACGACAACGCUCCGAUCUUCGCCGCCGCCCGGAAAAACCUCAGUAUCCCGGAAUUAUCGACUAUGCCGGGUUCCCGUUUCCCACUGGAGGGCGCGUCGGAUGCGGAUAUUGGAGCCAACGCUCAGCUCUCCUACACGCUCAGCCCCAACGAGCACUUCAGUCUGGACUUGCAAAAAUCCGAGGAUGACGCUGAGUCCUUAUUCUUGGUGCUGACGAAAGCGCUGGAUCGCGAGACGAUGGCUGAGCACCGUUUGGUGCUGACGGCGAGUGACGGGGGCCGUCCGUCGCUGACGGGCACGAUGGAGCUGGUGAUCUGGGUGCUGGACGCGAACGACAACGCGCCUCAGUUCAACCAGUCGGUGUAUAAAGUGCAGGUGCCGGAAAAUGCAGUACGUGGUAUUUUGGUGACCACGCUAAACGCCACGGAUUUGGAUGAGGGGACAAACGGGAACCUCUCAUAUUCUCUCCAGAAGCUUUUCCCUCAGAAUGGCAUAGACGUUUUCGACAUCGACAGGAACAGCGGAGAGAUCCGUCUUCGGGGUGAUUUAGACUUUGAGGACGUUGGUCUCUAUCGCCUGCAAGUGGAUGCAGCAGAUCAUGGAAACCCCCCGCUUUCAGGUCACUGUAAGGUGCUGGUGGAGGUGCUGGACGUGAACGACAACGCGCCGGAGGUGCGGGUGACGUCGCUGUCGGUGCCGGUGUCGGAGGACGCGUCGGUGGGGACGGUGGUGGCGCUGCUGAGCGUGUCGGACCGGGACUCGGGGGCGAACGGGCGCGUGCGCUGCUCGGUGUGGCCGUCGUCGCCGUUCGGUCUGGUGUCGGCGUUCGCGGGCUCGUACUCGCUGGUGCUGCGGGAGGCGCUGGACCGGGAGCGGGUGUCGGAGUACGAGGUGGAGGUGCGUGCGGAGGACGGCGGGUCUCCGCCUUUGCGCGGCAGGCUCGGCGUGCGGGUGCCGGUGUCGGACGUGAACGACAACGCGCCGGCGUUCGCGCAGGCCGUGUACACGGUGCUGGCGCGGGAGAACAACGCGGCGGGGGCGGAGCUGGCGCGGGUGUGGGCGCGGGAUCCGGACGAGGCGGGCAACGGCCGCGUGAGCUACUCGGUGUGGGAGGGCGGCAGCGGCGUUGGCGUUGUCGGCGGGGUUUUGUUGUCGGGCGGCGUGUGGCGUCCGGCGUCGAGCUACGUGUCGGUGGACGCGGAGAGCGGUCGCGUGUGGGCGCUGCAGGCGCUGGACUACGAGGAGGUGCAGGUGCUGCAGUUCGAGGUGCGUGCGGUGGACGCGGGGGAGCCGCCGCUGUGCGGCAACGCGACGGUGCAGGUGUUCGUGUUGGACGAGAACGACAACGCGCCGGCGCUGCUGCCGUCUGCGGGCGGCGGUGCGGGCGUGGGCGUCGACGCGGGUGGGGCUUCGUCGUUGGAGGCGGCGUCGGGGUCGCUGUGGGCGUGGGCGGCGUGGGGGGCGCCGGCGGGGCAGGUGGUGGCGAAGAUCCGUGCGGUGGACGCGGACUCGGGCUACAACGCGUGGCUGCGGUACGAGCUGUUGGAGCCGCGUGGGAAGAGCCCGUUCCGCGUGGGGCUGUACAGCGGCGAGGUGAGCACGUUGCGGGCGCUGGAGGAGGCGGACGGCCCUCGUCAGAGGCUGGUGAUCGUGGUGCGGGACCACGGCGAGCCGUCGCGCUCGGCCACGGCCACGCUGAGCGUGUCGCUGCUGGAGGGCGCCGAGGCGGCGCUGGUGGCCGCGGGCUCGGGCUCUGGGCGGCCGGGGCUGCGGCCGUUGUCGGGCGUGGAGGGCGGCGCGGCGUCGUCGUCGUCGUCGACGAACGUGUGGCUGGUGGUGGCCAUCUGCGCGGUGUCGAGCCUGUUCCUGCUGGCGGUGGUGCUGUACGGGGCGUCUCGGUGGGUGCCUCGGGCGGCGGUGUUAUCGGGUCCCGGUCCGACGACGCUGGUGUGCGCCAGCGAAGUGGGGAGCUGGUCGUACUCGCAGCGUCAGAGCCGGAGCCUGUGCGUGGCGGACGGCGCGGGCAAGAGCGACCUGAUGGUUUUCAGCCCCAACUUCCCGCUGCCGCCGCCCGGCACUGUAGCAGAAAACGGUUCUGCUGGCAAGGUCCCGUCUCUCUCCCCGCUUGCUUCAGGCGCGCUUGGUGUAGAAAAGGAGGAUUUGCGUGUGGGGUUCGCUGCAAUCCAGAAAUCCUCUGCACAUGAGAUUGUUCUUCCCGGCUUCUUAGAGCCAUCUCCGUUCCCGCUGUCCCCACGUAGCAACUGCGAGCUCUCGUGGCUUGUUGAAGGGCAUCCUGACGUCGCUGCCCGCUCUGCCAGCAGGCACACUUUCCCUCCGGGCAUCAUCCCGGCGCUGCGGCCACCAGCAGAGCCGCUCUGUCCCCCUCCUUUCCCCGGGGGAGCCACCCGGCAUGUGUGUGGGGGGGAUGCUCCCACGGGGGACAGCUGUGGCUACUUGCCACGUCGAGGGCGAAAAGCCACGGUGUUUCGGGUCGCCUCGUCCGUGCGCUCAUCUUUGCCCGCGGGAGCCCACACGCAAAAGCAGCGCGGCCUGGAGGUGGCGCUGCCGCCGCCCCAGACGCGCCGGGUCCCGCCGCCCGGUCACUGCGAGCGGCGGCAGCGCAGCGGAGCUGCCGCGUCUCCCCGCAACGGCAGCGGCAACCGCAACCGGCGGCGGCGCGGGGAGGGGAAGGGGCUGCGGAGCGGCCGGCAGCCACCGAGGAGUCCGGGGCACUUUUUCCCGCCUGCAGAGAACUUGUCUCCUUGCCGCCGGUGCGCCCCGGUGCCCGUCGGGUUCUCGCUGGGAACUUCGGGUGUCGGCUGA